AAAUGAGGGCUUUUUUGUUCAAUUUCCAUUUUCUACUGUGUUUAUUUUUCUCUUAAAAAUAUUUCAACGCCAUUUCUUUUUUUAAAUUUUUGAUAUAUCUACAUAUAAAAACUUAUUUAUUAUUAUUACUUUAACAUUGGAAUCUAACUAAUUAAUGUUUUAUCUGUACCUUAUAAAAUAAUUUUAUAUUAUUAAUCAUAGUAAAGUUGAUAAUCAGAAGGUGCUAAAGUAGUAAGUUCUUGUAUUUUUUAUUUCAGUUAACCAAUAGAGUCUUAAAGUUUAAUGGAUACUCUAUUAUAACCUUUUGAGGAACGAAUUCUUAAA
This is a messenger RNA of Ichthyophthirius multifiliis, 324 nucleotides long. RefSeq lists its product as hypothetical. The record is from RefSeq and is a predicted model, not a curated record. The transcript has a single exon. NCBI's taxonomy places the organism in Eukaryota, Ciliophora, Oligohymenophorea, Hymenostomatida.